GUAGCCAAUUAAGAUUAAGUAAAAGAAGGAGAAUUGCAUAGUAACAUGAUCAUAUUUAAUAGGAAAGAAUGCAAAAAUUAAAACGUGACAAGAAAUGAAAGUACAAGAGGAAGUAUGAACAGAGCGGGUUUAGUUUAGAUUUAUUUAACUACAGCUGUGAACAUGUCUAAUGAGACGGAGGAUAAAACUAAACAAAAUAAUGAACGUGAUAUGGGUAGCAAAGACCUUAUUGUACCCACUGAAUUUGGUGCCGGGUUGAUAACAACUAUAUGUCUGACUGUACUUGUAAUGGUUAACCUUAUCUUUACUUUCUUCUUCUACCGCGCAUGGAAGAAAAGACAGGAAGUGCGUCGAAGACAAAGCGCGAUUGAAAUGAACACCAAUAAUUCAUACAGUGCACUUGAGCGCAUGCCCGGACAUGUUUACUCCGACGUCCGGGAUUCAAGUAUAAGCUUACAGUCUGGAAGAUACGCAACAAUCCAAUCUGUAACGAAAGCAAAGGAACCAGAAAUUUCUAAAGAAAGUGGGCCACCGCUCAGAGCAGUUAAAAGGGACAGAUUGAAAACUCUGACAACACUAUUUUCAUUGCACUCGAAUGAUGUUAAUCGCACAGUUUCAAGACUGAAAGCCAUUGAAACGGGUGUUCGAUGAGUUUCGAUGGUCAUUGUAAUACUAGUACUUUAUUUGACUAUGCAUAUCCUAAAUAUAGUGAAUAAAAACAUUUGUUGAGUGAUAAA
Saccostrea cuccullata (small rock oyster) is the source of this 737-nucleotide messenger RNA. RefSeq lists its product as uncharacterized. The coding region runs from base 163 to 651 and encodes 162 amino acids. The transcript is spliced from 3 exons. NCBI's taxonomy places the organism in Eukaryota, Metazoa, Mollusca, Bivalvia, Ostreida, Ostreidae. The record is from RefSeq and is a predicted model, not a curated record.